ACAUUUCGAAUAGUAUAUUUUUUACUUAACUCAAAGAAAUCGUAAAUUUUAAUACACAAUGCAUUCGCAGCUGCUUUGUACAAUACUGUCAUGAUUCACCAUAGAAUUGAUAAUAACUUUGUUUCCGUGUUAUUUGUGCUUCGUUUACACUUACAUUCUGUGAUUCGUGUUCAAUUAUCAGUUGAAUCUACGCAGUGUGUGUGUUCGUUUCGACAAGUACGGUGAUAUUCAAACGCCACAAUGAAUUUUCGUUGAGUGCACCAAAUUUUUUUUUUUGUAAAUAAUGAGGAAUUAUUCACGAUCAUCCGAUUACCAAUUAAUAGAUGAAAUUCAAUUUCAUCAAGAAUUAUUUAUUGACAAUCAAGAUGACUUAAAAAUAAACCUUUAUGGUUACCAAAACCAUAAAUUGCGGACGUUAUUGUAUCACUUAUUUUGCAUAACUUUUUUGGGGGUUCCUUAUGUUAUAUUUGAAAGUAACCCCCAAUUGAAGGCUGUGAAGUUUAAAAAGUGCCAUUUAAACACUGCCAAUGUUUUGUUAGUUGAGGAUCCUUACGGGAAAUACAGUAUAAUAAAAGUUGACACUGAUAGACUGAAAGUGCCCAAUUUGGGCCCAUACGUUUUAAGAUAUUUUUUCUACCAACACACGAAAUUCGUAUGGAACCAAGAGACGGAGGCUUUCACCUCCUUGGACCGUUUCAUACCCGCCACAAAAGUGGACGACUACUUAAAUGAUACCACUGGACUUUUUGAUAUUGACUAUUUAGACUUAACGAAAUUAUUUGGACCAAACAAAAUACACAUCGAGAUUAAAUCCUACUGGAAACUAUUUGUAGAGGAAGUAUUCAAUGCGUUUUAUAUGUUCCAAGUGUUCUCAGUUGCACUGUGGUGCUUUGACGACUACAUGUUUUAUGCUGGCUGUGUCGUAGUCUUGACUCUUUUCUCCAGUAUUGUUUCAUUAAUACAAACUAGAAGGCAAAGUGAGUCUCUUCACGAGCUCGUGGAACAAUCAGUAUGUCACCAGGUGAAGGUGGUGCGGCAGAAUUUGCUCUGCGACAGUCACGAACUAAAUCUUGAUCCUGCUGAGCUGGUACCAGGGGACCUGAUUAUAUUGCCGCCUAAUAAUUUCAUUCUGCCUUGCGACGCUGUCCUGUUGACCGGUCAAUGUAUUGUCAACGAAAGUGUUCUCACAGGCGAAAGCGUGCCUGUUACGAAAACCGCCUUGCACUCUAGCGAAGAGGAAUACUCGAUAGUCACCCACAAAAGGCACACUUUAUUCUCAGGCACCACUUUGCUACAAACUAGAAAUUACGGAGGUGACAAUGUUGUGGCGAGGGUGGUGAGAACUGGUUUUUACACCACCAAAGGUGCUCUGAUCAAAAGCAUAUUGUUCCCCUCACCUGUCAAUCUACAGUUCCAAAAGGACAGUUACAAAUUUAUCUUUUUUUUGUUCGUUAUCGCUUCUUUUGGUAUGAGUUAUUGCCUUUAUAUGUACAUUUCCAGACAUGCUCAUUUGAAAGAUACAAUUACUAGGGCCUUGGAUAUUAUUACGAUUGUGGUACCACCAGCACUGCCUGCUGCAAUGGCUAUAGGCACAGUUUAUAGUCAGGACAGGUUGAAAAAAAUCGGCAUUUUUUGUACUAGUCCACCAAAAAUUAACGUAUGUGGGAAAAUUAAGCUCGCAUGUUUCGAUAAGACUGGAACACUGACACACGACUCCUUGGACAUGAAUUCGGUGGUGCCCUGCGAAAACGCCCGUCUAUCUGAACCGGUAGAUCACAUUUCCUAUUUAGAUUACAAAAGUAAAUUGGUGCAGGCAAUGGCUUGUUGUCAUUCCCUGACGCAAAUCGACGGUGAACUGAACGGAGACCCACUCGAACUCAACAUGUUCGAAUUCACCAAUUGGAAAUUUGAAGAGCCCGGUGACGACGAAAACGCCCGCUUCAACAUGUUUGCGCCUACGGUCGUGUCGCCAGGACCACAGGCCAAUUCGCAAAAUACGGAUGAAUUUUACCAAAUCGGUAUUAUAAGGCAAUUUCCGUUUUCCUCCACAUUGCAAUGCAUGUCUGUGAUAAUUAGGAACUUGGAGGAACCAAAUAUGAUUGCAUUUACUAAAGGUGCUCCCGAAAAAAUUAUGGCCAUUUGUAAAAAGGAAACUUUGCCUAAUAAUUAUUCUAUGGUGCUCUCAAACUACACAGUACAAGGUUAUAGAGUGAUUGCUGUUGCGUAUAAACCCCUAUCAGAAAAAUUCAGUUUUAAACAGUCGCAGAAGGUGAAAAGAAAUGUGAUUGAGUGUGACCUGACAUUUUUGGGAUUUUUAAUAAUGCAAAACCCGUUGAAAAGUGAAACGAAAAGGGUAAUGAAUAAAUUACACAACGCCAACAUUAGAACUGUCAUGAUAACUGGUGAUAAUGUAUUGACUGCAAUUGCUGUCGCCCGAAACUGUGAUAUGGUGAAGCUGGAUGAGCAAAUUUAUCCGCUUGUAACUGUGGAAAACACCAAUUCCAACAUUCCGUUACUCACAUUGGAAAAUAACAUUGGUUACAAUACAUGUAAUUUAUCCAUUGACUUAAACAAUGCCCAUUUGGCAAUAGACGGCAAAGUCUGGGACAUACUAAGACAAUACUACAUAGAUAUAAUUCCACAAAUUUUAACCAGGACCACAAUUUUCGCCAGAUUUCAACCUGACCAAAAGGCCCAACUGAUUAAGGCAUUUCAAAAAAUGGACUAUGUCGUAUCAAUGGUUGGAGAUGGAGCUAACGACUGUGGUGCAUUGAAGGCUGCUCACAUUGGGGUUUCUUUGUCCCAAGCUGAAGCCAGUGUGGCGGCACCUUUUACCUCCUCAAUUAACGACAUUUCCUGUCUCAUUCAUUUAAUGCUUGAAGGCCGUUGUGCAUUGGUCACCAGUUUUGCAAUAUUUAAAUACAUGGCAUUAUACAGUCUUAUACAGUUUAUAACCAUUCUGAUAUUAUACCAUCACCGUUCCAUCCUUGGUGAUUUCCAGUUUUUGUAUAUUGACUUGGUAAUAACCACUGCACUGGCAGUGACAAUAGGUCGACAAGGACCUUCGGAGAUCUUGUGCAGCAAACGUCCGAUUGGUUCUUUGAUAUCUACAAAAAAUACCAUACCUUUGAUACUACAGAUCAUCGGUUGCGCUCUGGUUCAGCUUGGUGCUCUAUACUAUUUAUCUUUGCAGGAAUGGUUUGAACCUAUUCCUGAUAAGGUACAUGAGGAAGUCAUUGUAUCGUGGGAAAAUACAGUUUUGUUUACAGUAUCCUGUUUUCAAUACAUUAUUAUAGCCAUAGUUUAUUCCAAAGGGAAACCUUACAGGAAACCCUUGUGGACUAAUUUUUGGUUUAUAUUGAGCGCGUUGUUGCUGUCCGUCUUUACAGGAUGGAUUAUGAUUUAUCCAUGCAAAGAAGUGGCGAAAUUCAUGGAUAUUAUUUACGUCCAUGACAAUUCACGGAACCAAAUUGCAUUUAAAUGCAUUUUACUCGGAUUUCCUUUGGCUCACAUAAUUCUAGCAGUGCUGAUUGAAAAUGGCAUAGGAGAUCGACAUUGGUUCAAAAAAAUCAUUCAUUGUAUAACAAGGAAAACGACUCCAAAGAAUAGGUACAAAAUGUUAAUAGAAAGUAGGGAUUUUGAAGGCUGGUUGAAUUUUGACCACCAGGAAAUACGGAUACGUCCGACGAACGAUAAUAUCUCAUUUUUAUGAUAUAUAGAAAUAUGUAUAGGGUUAAGAAUAAAUUUUUCGUUUGU
Messenger RNA from Aethina tumida (small hive beetle), 3756 nucleotides. Its product is annotated as polyamine-transporting ATPase 13A3-like. Gene Ontology annotation, biological process: polyamine transmembrane transport; intracellular calcium ion homeostasis. The record is from RefSeq and is a predicted model, not a curated record. Gene Ontology annotation, cellular component: membrane. The transcript has 17 exons. NCBI's taxonomy places the organism in Eukaryota, Metazoa, Arthropoda, Insecta, Coleoptera, Nitidulidae. Gene Ontology annotation, molecular function: polyamine transmembrane transporter activity; ATP binding; P-type transmembrane transporter activity. Bases 284 to 3712 code for a protein of 1142 amino acids.